This is a messenger RNA of Solanum lycopersicum (tomato), 3190 nucleotides long. RefSeq lists its product as uncharacterized. NCBI's taxonomy places the organism in Eukaryota, Viridiplantae, Streptophyta, Magnoliopsida, Solanales, Solanaceae. The record is from RefSeq and is a predicted model, not a curated record.
AUGAAACAAAGGGAGUAUUAUAUAAUUUUAUCUGGUGAGAUCAAGAGAAAUGUAGAUCCAAAUAAUUGAAGCUAGAGUCCAGAAUUUUUUUCCAAAAGAAGAUUGACUUAAUGAGGUUUAAUAAUCAUUUUUCUUUUAUAACAAGAGAUAUCCCAAUUCGCAAGAGCCUCAAAUGUAGCUAGAAGAGCAAAGGGGGUUCAUUGCCAGAAAAUCUAUAUAUGUAGCCUGUAGGGUGUCUCUAACUGAAGGCUUAUUUUUGGUCAUGUGAAUGUCGCAAGGGGUCUUAUGUCACUACUCACUAGUAAAAAAUUCAAUGAUCAUCUUUCUUCUUGACCCAGAAACUGAAGACUAUCCAACCAUCCUUGCCACACUGAAAUUAAGUAAACCAGGUUAAAGAAAUAGUCAAACAACUUCAUUCAAUGCAGUUUGCAUCACUACUACAUCCAAAUCAGUGAAAGAACCAUGUAGGAAUUUGACUUCCAAAAGUCAACAAAUUGUUUUCUGUCUUUUGCUUCUCAUUCAUCUCCUCAACACCUCUAUCUAAUUGCAUUAAUAACAAUUUGCAUCACAAACAAAAUACCAACUAGUACUAAUAGAGAAGAGAGGAGAAGAGGAGAGUACAACAGAGGAAGGUUGAUGGGGAGGUUCAAGUUGAAUGGUGAUCCAACUCCAAGACUCAAGCAUUUCAGUCAUCCACAUGAAUUAGAGCUAUGCAUCCAACUCCAGAAUAAUCCCACACCUUGUUCAGGAUGCAAACUCCCAUCAUCACCCCAAAUGUACACAUGCAAGCCUUGCAAUUUUACCCUCCAUUUGAGCUGUACUCAGUUCCCAAAGCUGAUAAAUCACCCUGCUCAUCCAGACCACACUCUGGCUCUCCUUCCGAGGUCUAAAUACCCCCAUGGCCUUUUCAAUUGUGAUGCUUGCAACCACCGCGGUGAUGGAUUCAGCUACCACUGCAGAGACUGCGAAUAUGAUCUCCAUGUGAUCUGUGCAUCAAAACCCCUCAAAAUCACACAUCAAUUGCAUCAAUGCCAGCUGGAACUCACCUUCAAGAAUCCUUAUGCUGAUGCCAAAGGUUUCUCUUGUGAUGUAUGCCAGAAGAUUGGAGUUAAGCAGUGGCUUUAUAGAUGUGGCACUUGCGAUUUUGAUGUUCAUUUGGAUUGUUCAAAUCCUAACCCAAAUUCAGCAGUUCAAGGGUCAACUAUCCUCCAGCACCACCAUUCAUUCCCUGGGGCAACAAGUUCACAUAACCAGUUCCAGCAGCCUCCUAUGGUUGAAAAAAAGAGGCCUAACCAGUUGGUGCAAAGUGCAAAUUCAGGUGCAAUGGGAAUCCAGCUCCCACAGGCUCCCAUGUUAUCAGGACAAGCAAUGCCAAAUCAGUACACGCAGACCAGUCAGGGUGCAGCCCAAGCAAGGCCAAACCCAUUACUCUAUAGUACAAGUACAGGUUCAAUCCCCCAGCACCAGUCCCUGCAACCACCUCUAAUUCAAGGACUGGUGAGGCCUGAUCAAUACUUACAGUCUCCUGGGACAAACAAUGAUAUGAUGAAUGCUGCAUUUCAAGGACUUGUGGAAGUUGCAGCUCAGCAGGUUGGUCAAACUAUCAUGCAGGGAUUCGUAGGUGGUGGUAACAACAGUGAUGGAAAUGAAGGCUCUUCAAUUCUGAGAAGCAUUUUUGGUGACUCGUCGCAGAACUAAAACAUUUCAUACCUUUUCCAUUUCAAUCUUAUUAUCAGUUAAUGUAAAAUAGGCACAACUUAAGGUUAAAAUAGUAUCUUGUUAAGCUACCACCCUAAUUUUCUUUUAGAUGCUUAGAAAUGCCAUUAUUAUGCUAUAUCCUGUGUCAUAAUCAUGAGCCAUGAACUCACAAUGCUAUACUAUCAAAAAAAAAUUACAUCUUGAUAAAUGCUUAUGAUUUAAUACUUGAUUAUCGAGGUUUCUUGUUCAAUAUUGACAAUCCAGUUGUGAUUUUCAAAAACUUGGGCAAAUCCAACAGAUCCACUGCCUUCUCUUGGUGAGAUGACCAAACCUACCAUCUCCCAACGCCCAACUAAGGCGUUAGGAGUUACAGUGGUUGAAAAUUUGAAUUUAUUAAGAACAAACAUCAUUAGAUUCAUGCAUCUUCAUGAAGCAGUUGUCAGUAAGCCAACAAACAUCACAGCGUUCUGUAGUAUAUUAAAUGGUUUCACACUAUUCGGCGAUUAGCAUAUGGAUAUCGGCAUUAAAGAGAUGCAUUGACACGGUAUUAAAUUCAGCCAAUUCGUUUGCUAAAUACUGGAGAACCAAAUGAAGAGGAGAGGGAGCAAAGGAUGUUCAUUAGUAACUAAUAUGUUUGCAUCCCACCUGGAGUGUCGUUCCAGGAAGUAGCUAUACUACUAAAAUGAUAUGGAGACUAUCAUUAAAACCCAUAAGCAUCUUAUUCAACAAUCCAAAAAUAAUGAAAAACAUUAUCUGCAUACUAACCGACAACAGACAACAAUGAAACUUACACCCGAAGUCCAGAACUACAAAUCAAAAUCAAUAUCUGGGAGCAAUAGCGCUUGGGAAACAGGGUAUAUCCCCGUAUUACAACAACAACAAUGUACCAAGUGUAAUCCCACAAGUGGGGCCUUGGGAGAGUAAUGUGUACGCAGACCUUACCGUACCUUGGGAGGUAGAGAGGCUAUUUCUGAUAAUUGAAAGAAGCAUUUCCAUCACCAUCAAAACUAACCUCAAGCAUGGCUCUAUUUUGAUACGCAUUUAAAUUAUACAGCAGCCUAGUUUUAGAUAUAGGACUCAGUCUUUCAGAAAAAAUUGACAUUCCAAUACCCUCUUUGGAAUAUACUGGAUGGCUGUAUCCUCAAUUCUUAAAGAAAGCAACCUCUAUCACUUAAAAUAUUAGUCUAUUUCACCAACAAUAACAACAGUUCUCUUUGAUUCAGCCUUGUGGUUUGACUAUAUUGCUAAUCUAUUGAGAGGUAAAAGAAAUUCACUCAAUUGAGGGUUGACUACACUGUUCGUCUAAAAUUCGACUAUAUUGUCAGGUAGCAUGUAACUGAAAAUUCAGGAAAAGAAUCACGACAUUAGCUACUCUAUCAAAUUCACACAAUUUUAACUGGAAAGGAAAUGGCACCAUAUAGAGGAUUAAAAUUACAUGCCAAGAAUAAUCAUCUUCAAAACAAACAGCCAUCCACCAAAAAUAAAAAAAGAA